This is a messenger RNA of Rodentolepis nana, 723 nucleotides long. The record is from the annotation of a GenBank genome assembly. Lineage: Eukaryota; Metazoa; Platyhelminthes; Cestoda; Cyclophyllidea; Hymenolepididae.
AUGGUCAAGGUUUUCCGAAAUCUUUCCUCCGGUGAGAUGCAGUCAGAAUUGGCCUAUGUUGGUCGCAAAACCGACCAUUCCGCGUAUGACGCCUUCGUGGCUGUAAUUAUGACGCAUGGAGGAUUGGGUGAGCUUUACGGCGUCAAUGGUGAUGCUUUUCCCGUGCAUCAGUUGACUCUCGAUUUUACGGCUGAAAAGUGCCCCUCUUUAGCCGGCAAACCAAAGCUCUUCUUCAUUCAAGCUUGUCGCGGUGAUGACUACCAGUUGGGCUACGCUGUGCCUGCAAAUGGAGCCAGCGAAGGUGAACUAUCAAUGCAUCAAGGCAGUUCCUCUUUGAAUCCUCUUCAAUUCAGAUCUUCAAGGCUAGAAUCUAAUGAGGCUGAGGAUAUAGACGAAGAACCUGCUAUUGCAGCCGCCAAAUUACCGAAGAAACAACGGCUAGUUCCAAGUUUCGCCGACUUUCUGUUGAGUUAUGCUACAUUGGCCGGCUUUAAAGCUCAGAGAGAUCCUCAACAAGGCUCAAUUUAUAUCCAAACACUGUGUCAUUAUUUGGAACUGUAUGGAAAGUCAAGAAGCCUCCUAGAUAUCGUCACCUCUGUGCAUAGAGAAGUCUCUGAAAAAGUCUUCCGAGAAGCCGAGUCCACAGAUAACGAUGGGGGAACAAUAUUUCAACAAACCCCGGAAGUUCGGCAUACUCUUACUAGAAGAGUUCAGUUCGUUUGA